AUGGCCGUGUGCACCCACUGCAAGGCUCGACACUGGAAGUGCGAAAGGACGAAGUCGACCGAACACUUUAGCACGUGCUGCUCGCAGGGCAAGGUGCAGCUGCCUCCCCUGCCCAGCCCAAUGCCGAGUAUCGACAGCAACUUGAAGGCUCGGAUAGCGGUCAGCUGCUCCGUUCAACAACAUUCGUCUGCAGAGACCCACAUGCUGAACUGUGCGACCCACCUACACAGAAGCUGAAGCCUCCCGCGAGAACGCCCGGUCGUACAACAACGCGUUGUCGUUCACUUCGCUCGCUGCUCACUUCGACCAGACACGACUGUGCACUCUUGGCCCCCCCGUACUUCGCGUGUUUGGUCGCCUCUAUCAUCCACUCGGCGCCCUGAUCCCUGUCGUAAAUCAACGCCCAGCCUUUGCUCAGACAUGGCUCAUCGACCCGGCCGAGGCCACCGACACUCGACUUGGGACCCGGCGGGGCAGACAGUCGCAUACAAAGAUCUACUUUGACCAAGCUCGAGCCCAUGUUGCGUGGCGGCAAUCGCUUUGUGAGGGAGUUCGCAUCGGCCAAAGCUCGCGCAGGUUGGGAUACGGCCAAAGAGAGGGUCCUGCGCCUCUGCCUACCACGAGGCCGAGACCGACGCACCCACAACCUUCCUACGUCGAGCACGGAGAUGGCAAUGCAUAUCUGCGAUUCCGACACCAACACGGGAGAUCGUGGACCGCAAGACCUUAUUCUUGAGGUGCACGAUGUUCGAUGUCCCGACAGUCGGCCCAAGUACCAAGUCGUUAGCUCGCUCUAUCCGUCCGCGAUGCCUCUCCGCUCGUUACCCACUACUAUUCCCUGCGGGGGAAGAUGGCUUCCACCCCAACUUUCCUCUUUGCGGGUUCCACCAAGCUGGGCCGCCGAUCGCCAGCAACCGAGAGCAGAUCGACAGUGGUGUUCAAUUGCGCGAGCUACUUGCCGGUCUUGGUCCGGAUGAAGAAGGCGAAGAGGAGGACGAAGACCACGACGAUGAGGAUGAAGACGGCGAGGAAGGGGACGAAGAGAAUGGUGAAGGUGAAGGUAAGCGUCUUCGGCUCUUUACCAUGUGUUCCAUUCUGUUGAAACGCGAGCACAGACUGACGUAGAAUGUUUGAACAUCUAGCACGAAGGUCAAGGAAAAGGGGUCGAGGUGAAUCAACCCGAGUCUCGCGUUCACAAUUCUUUGCGUACUACUUGCACGAACGCGACGACUACUUUUCAAUCCCGCAUUGCACUCAAGCUCGUAAUCGACGGAUACUCCCAAGUCGAGAUCGAUCGACUCAACUAUAUCCGGUUUCAUCAAGGAUAUCCUGCGCCUCACCACGGCCCAAGGCAUCACCGACGCUGCCAUUGCCACCGGCUUGACCCCGAAUCAAUUUGGACGUUCGGUGAUUUUGGGCUCGACGUUCAAGAAUAGCCCGCGGGAGAUCACACAGCGUUACCUAGAUGCGAUGGCGUGCGUUGUCAAACAUGGAAAGCUUCGCUGCUCAUCACGGUGACGUGCAACCCCGAAUGGCCGGAAAUCAAGGCUGCACUGGGGCCGAACGACGAAGCAUGCAACCGUCUGGAUCUCCUUGCACGAGUGUUUGAAGCCAAGUUGAACCGACUCUGCGACGACGUUUUUGGCAUCCAGCAACGUGCAGGCUGUUUCGGCGUCGUUCUGACGCAUGCACACGUUAUCGAGUAUCAGAAGCGGGGCCUGCCGCAUGCCCAUAUCCUUAUCCUCAUCACCCUCGCGCCGGACGAACAUCCUUUGUCGAGGGAAGCGAUCGACAAGAUGAUCUCGGCCGAGAUACCCGAUCCUUUGUGCUAUCCUGAACUCCACGAGACUCGCAGUACGUUUGGUUCCCCUCUUUCAACCGACCAACCGAUAAUAAGACUACCUUCUAUUCGUUUCGCAGCUGUCUGAUUACCUGCUGUUCGCGGAAGGUCAAAGAACCGCCGAAGGUUUGAUCAAUUUUGUCUACCCCGGUCGAAGGACCGUGAAGAAGGAGUCCCUCGACGACCUGAAUCAGCUGUACUCGCGUCCGGCGGAUCCCUGUCGUUCUUCUUCGCAAUCUCAGCCCAGGCGCAGGCCUCUGCAACGGUACUCGCCUUAUCGUCUUCACGCAAGAUCGCGAGUCAUUCAAGCCGCCAUCUUGACCGGAGAUCGAACGGGCACCACGGCGGUCUUCAUCCCUUCCGUGCGACUUGAGACCUAGCAGUCGCCAACUUGGUUGCACUAUGCGCCGGCUCCAAUUCCCGCUUCGAGUUGCCUUGGCCAUGACGAUCAAUCAAGCUCAAGGUCAAUCACUCGAUCGCGUUGGCGUCGAUCUCUCCCUGCAUCUCGUCUUCACUCACGGGCAGCUGUAUGUGGCAAUGUCUCGAGUCAUGAGUGUUGGCGACCCCGCCCAUGAUGACAACGACCUACAAGCCGUGACCCCAAACCCAGUAUUCCGCUUUGUUCUGAGGGCGAUGAGUUCGCAUUGUGUGUUUCGCCUCCACUGAUGUAAACCGUUCAGUUCUCCUGCUAUUUGAAUUUCAGCCUCCCGUUAA
Messenger RNA from Microbotryum saponariae, 2554 nucleotides. Lineage: Eukaryota; Fungi; Basidiomycota; Microbotryomycetes; Microbotryales; Microbotryaceae. The record is from the annotation of a GenBank genome assembly.